CCUGUUCUCUACCAAGGAAAGAGAGACAGUAUUCAAUUUGUUUGAGCAAUUCCACGGACGAUAAAUUGUUAAAUGGCAAGCGAGGGCAAUAAGCUGUGGGGUGGGCGUUUUUCUGGUGAUGUUGACCCAGAGAUGAAUAAAUUCAACGCCUCCAUUGGAUUUGAUAAAAGAAUGUGGAAAGAAGACAUUAUGGGAAGUGAAGCAUACGUUAAAGCAAUAGAGAAAGUUGGCUUAGUAACCGAGAAUGAAAUGGAAGAAAUCCUAAGUGGCUUAGGCAAGGUCAGAGAUGAAUGGUCAAAUGGAAGCUUUGACCUUCAACCAUCAGAUGAAGACAUCCAUACAGCAAAUGAAAGAAGAUUAAAGGAAAUUAUCGGAAGUGUUGGUGGUAAACUUCAUACUGGCAGGAGCAGAAAUGACCAGGCUCAAGUGGAUGCAAGAUUGUGGCUUAAAACAGAGAUCAAGACUCUUCAAACCCUGUUGUUUGAGCUGAUUAAAGCCUUUCUAGUAAGAGCUAAAGUAGAAAUCGACUUUCUGAUGCCGGGAUACACUCAUCUGCAGCAAGCUCAACCAAUAAGAUGGAGUCACUGGCUUUUGAGUUAUGCUUGGGCACUGAAGAGAGAUUAUGAUCGCUUGGAAGAGGUCUCUAAACGAGUUGAUGUCAACCCUCUUGGAAGUGGUGCCAUUGCAGGGAAUCCUUUCAAUAUUGACCGUCAGUUUCUUUCCAAAGAGUUAAAUUUCUCCGCCGUGACAGGGAACAGUAUGGAUGCAGUAGGGGACAGAGACUAUAUUGUAGAAUUUCUCUUCUGGGCUUCGCUCUUGUCAACACAUCUCAGUCGCUGGGCAGAGGACAUGAUUCUAUACUCAACCAAAGAGUUUGGGUUUAUGUCAUUAUCUGAUGCUUACAGGCUGGUUUUCUUUUCAAGUUCUGUUUAUUUUUUAUUUAUCUAUUCCUCUGAUGGGAUCCAUGAUACCUUUGUAAUCGCAUUUCUAGAACUUUUCCUGCUCAGGAAACAGGGAUUGUGGGAAUGCAUAUUCAAAGGGGAUAGGGCAAUUUUUUGGUUUUUCUCUUCCUCGCUUUGUGAUUGGUCUGAAAAACUCCCCUGUGACACCCUCUCCACCAAUAAGAUGAAUAUUUACAAUUUUACACUUGCAUUUUUCUGUCCUUCAGAGAGUAUUGGAGUGUUUUAUUGUAAGUUCUUAAUAGCUGUAUUGGUGUGUUUUAUUGUAAGUUCUUAUUGGUUGUAUUGGUGUGAAGACAAGGAACCAUUGUUUGAUGUGUGUGACACAUUACGUGGUUUACUUCAAGUAGCUACUGGAACCUUACUCACACUCAAGAUACACAAAGACAAGAUGUUGGCUGCACUGAGUCCAGAUAUGCUGGCCACGGACCUGGCUUAUUACCUUGUGCGGAAAGGGGUUCCCUUCCGUGAGGCUCACAGUUUGUCCGGUGAGGCAGUUCAGGCUGCGGAAACCAAAGGCUGUCUUCUGAAUCAACUCACUUUGAAUGACUUGAAGCAAAUCAGCCCACUGUUUGAGGAAGAUGUUAAUGAAGUGUGGGACUAUGAACACAGUGUGGAACAAUAUUCAGCUGAGGGAGGAACUGCUAAGAGCUCUGUUGAGGGACAAAUUUACAAACUACAACAAUGGAUGGAUUAUUAUGGAGAGAAUCAACUUACAGCAGAAUGAUACUUGAGUCACAAACGUUAUUGACAAGAUGAAGCUCUCUUUUCUUGGAGUGGAAAAAAAAAAGAAAGCUGACUAGAUACGUGAAAAAUAGAAACUUAAAACAAAAAACAAACAAACAAACAAAGCAACCAAGGAAAACGAGAUAUUUAAUUGGAGUUCGGCAAAUAGCUAACUUAAAGUAUUUCUCCACUUGGGAAAAAGUCAGGUACUAUACUGUAUAAAAAAAUUAUGAUCAUUCAUCUACCUCAGCAAAUAACAAUAAUUAUAAAGUAUUUAUUGUUUAGCUCAUAACGUAGUGUGAUGUGAAUCAGUACAUCAGAAGUGACCACAUCAGGAAACAAACGGAUAUUACUUAAUUAUUUUUGUUCAUUUUAUUUUAUUUGAAAUUUUUCUUUCUGUAAAUGUCCUUAGCCUAGUUACCAGCUUUGAAAGCAAACAUUUUAGUAUGAAUAAUGUUGUAAUGGUUUUAUCAGUUUAUUGUAAACAGAAAGGCAUUGAGAACACAGAAUAAAACUCAAGUAGCGUUUAAAAUCUG
Messenger RNA from Pocillopora damicornis (cauliflower coral), 2221 nucleotides. Its product is annotated as argininosuccinate lyase. The record is from RefSeq and is a predicted model, not a curated record. Gene Ontology annotation, molecular function: argininosuccinate lyase activity. Gene Ontology annotation, cellular component: cytosol. NCBI's taxonomy places the organism in Eukaryota, Metazoa, Cnidaria, Anthozoa, Scleractinia, Pocilloporidae.